This is a messenger RNA of Prorocentrum cordatum, 720 nucleotides long. Lineage: Eukaryota; Dinophyceae; Prorocentrales; Prorocentraceae. The record is from the annotation of a GenBank genome assembly.
AUGCCGGAGCUCCUGACCUUCGUGGAGGGAAUGGUGCUCGGUUUGCGAGCGGUGGCCACGAGUUUGCUCAUGCUAGUUGGUGUCAUUUAUGUGUUCGGCAUAACUUUCACGCAGCUGCUGGGGGACACCGAGGCAGGGAAAGGGUGCUUCGAGACUGUGCUGACGUCUAUGCAUUUUCUGUUCCUCACAGCACUUUGCAGCAUCGACAAGAGUUUCAUCAUAAAAAUGUUAGAUGCAGGUUGGCUUUACUGGCUCCUCUGGUUAUCAUUCCUAUUGAUCGCCAAUCUCACGAUCAUGAGGAUGCUGACGGGCGUUAUCUUGAAUCAGACGAAUGCUGUCAAUGCCAAAUGGAAAGACCAAAGCAAGAAGCUUGCCAUGGAAAAGCAACUCGGGGAGACCCUUUCUCAACUGGAUGCAGAUAAUAAUGGAAUUGUCACUGAGAGCGAGUUCACGCUGCUCUUCCAGAACCCAUCUCUCCUCAAUCAACUAUCAAAUUUGGAUGUGGACCUUGAAACGUUUUCGGAUGCGAUGCUGGAGGAUUGGCCAGCCGGAGAUGCGUCGAUCAGCUAUAUCGUCGAUAAGGUUUUUACUUACCGCGGUUCCAACACAGCCACCUUUAGGGACGUGAUCGAUUCCCGGCGAGCCCAACAGAGGAUGCAUGCGAAGCAGACAAGAGUUCUCGAGGGCAUUUUGCUUGGCGCGCAGACCGUGACGCGAUGA